AUGAACGGUUUCAAUCGUGUACGUUCAACAUUACGUCGUACAUUUUUUUCAUCGAAUGGAGCUGAUGCAAGUCCAAAUACAACACGACGUGAAGAUUUUCCAAUAUUAAGUCAUCAUUUAUCAUCAUAUGAACGUUUUGAUUUAUCAACAGGUAGUCAAGGAGCAUCAACAACAUCUUUACAAAAUAUAAAUUCAAAUAAUAAUUCAUCAUCAUCACAUGCACCUAUUAUUGAAACAACUAGUGAUGGUGUGGAAUUUUUACCAAACAAUUCUAAACGUACAUUACGUACAAUACCAGGUGUAUUUUGUCCAAUUGCUUUAUCUAUGUUUUCAAUAUCAUUAUUUAUGCGUGUGGGUUUUGUUGUUGCACAUGCUGGAAUUUUACAAACAUUAUUACAAUUUGGUCUCUGUUUUAUUAUACUUUUUAGUACAUUAUUAAGUGUUUGUUCAUUAGCAACAAAUGGAGCUAUUGAAGGUGGUGGUGUUUAUCAUAUGAUAUCACGAGCAUUAGGACCUGAAUUUGGUGGAUCAAUAGGUGUACUAUUUUUUUUUGCUAAUGUUAUUGGUAAUGGACAAAGUGUUGCAGCUCUUGUUGAAGCAUUAGUUGAUAGUUUUGGACCUGGAAGUAAAGCAAACGCUUUUCAAGAUACACAUUGGUGGAGAUUUUUAUAUGGAACAAUAAUUAAUAUAAUUAGUCUUAUAACAUGUUUACUUGGUUCAUCAUUAUUUUCAAUGGCAACAUUUUUUAUAUUUAUUCUUGUUAGCUUUAGUUAUCUUAUGGUUGUUGUCUCAUUUUUUGUUCAAAGCCCAAGAGCUGUUGUCAUACCAAGAGUAAAUACAUAUGCAUAUGAUCAUCAAUCAUUUGAAUUGAAUAAAACCGAUUUAAUUUAUGGACAAUAUACAGGUUUUAGUUCACUAACAAUGCGUGAAAAUACUUAUGCAAAUUAUACAAUUGAUUAUACAACUGGUGAUAUGAUGAAUUUUGCUACGGUUUUUGGUGUACUCUUUUCGAGUAUAACAGGUUUAUUGGCUGGAGCAAAUAUGUCGGGAGAAUUAAAACGACCAAGUCGAAGUAUUCCAACUGGUUCUGUAUCUGCUCUAUUUUUUGUAUUUUUUAUAUUCAUUACGGAAACAUUACUUAUGGCUGCUACAACUGAUCGAUUUACAUUAACUAACAAUUAUUUAUUUUUACAAGAUAUUAAUAUUUGGGCACCAUUUGUAAUUAUUGGCAUGAUAGCUGCAGUGUUUUCAGCAUGUUUAUCAGGACUUAUUGGUGCAUCAAGAAUAUUAGAAGCAUUAGCGAUAGAUGAAAUUUUUGGACCAGUACUCAGUUGGAUUCGAGGUGGAACAACUCGACAUGGUAAUCCAUGGGCGGCUGUAAUAUUUACAUUUGUACUUGUACAGUUAACUUUAUUCAUUGGUUCAAUGAAUAAAAUAGCACCGAUUGUAACCAUAUUUUUUCUUCUUGCUUAUUUUGCGGUUAAUUUAUCCUGUUUGGCACUUGAUUUAGCAUCAGCACCUAAUUUUCGACCAACAUUUAAAUAUUUUUCAUGGCAUACAGCUUUAAUAGGUGCUGUUGGAUCAAUUAUAAUGUGUUUUAUUGUAUCUGCUGCUUAUGCUGCUAUAGCUAUUGGAAUUUUAAUUGGUUUUAUUUGUAUGCUACAUUUAAGAGAUUUUCCCAGAGCUUCAUGGGGUUCGAUUUCACAAGCUCUUAUAUUUCAUCAGGUUAGAAAAUAUCUUCUUUUACUUGAUCCACGUAAAGAACAUGUUAAAUUUUGGCGACCACAAAUGUUAUUACUUGUUGCUAAUCCACGUUCAUCAAUAAAUUUAAUUGAUUUUGUUAAUGAUAUGAAAAAAGGUGGUCUUUUUAUAUUAGGUCAUGUUAAAACAGGUCACAUGACUCAUGGAUCGAAUGAUAUUUGUUCACAAGAAUAUCCAUAUUGGGUUUCAUUAAUAGAUAAUAUGAAAAUCAAAGCAUUUGUUGAUAUGACAUUAGCACCAACUAUACGUGAUGGUGUAUUACAAUUAAUGCGACUAUCAGGAUUAGGUGGUCUUCGUCCAAAUACAGUUAUUCUUGGUUUUUAUGAUAGUGCUUUACCAGAAGAUAAAUUACGUAAUCGUUCAUUUUUUAAAAAACGUUGGCUUAAAUCAACUACUCCUGCCAAUUUAAUGACUGCACCUACAUUUCAUCAACAACCAAUAAUUCAAUCUGGUGUAAUGGAAGGUGCUAGUACAAUAACAUUAAAUUCAUUUAAUAGUUUAACAACAAUAAAUGGUAAUGAUAUGUAUCCAAUAUUUAAUUUUGGAGAAUUACGUCAAGAAAAUGAAGACAAAGACCUUGAUGUUUAUUCAUAUGUACAAAUAAUAAAAGAUGCACUUUAUCUUAAUAAAAGUAUUUGUCUUGCUCGAAAUUUUCAUCAAUUACAGAAAGAUGAUAUGGAAUUAAAUAAACGAAAAGUUUUCGUAGAUAUUUGGCCAAUUGCCUGCUUUUUAGAUCCUGUAACUUAUCGAUUAAUGAGUGAUAAUGAUAAAAAUGUAGCUGAAGCAUAUAUUAUUAAUGAAGCAUAUAAUCGUAAUUUAUCUCAACAAAUUGUUGUAGAUACUACUCUUCCAUCUAAUACAAAUAGUUCUUCAUCAACAACACAUUCAGCUAACAUCAAUAAUCAACUACACAAUUUCUCAAUAGGAUGUGGACUUGAUCCACCUCCACUUAGUUCAACCAAUAUUCGUUCGAAUCGAACAAUACAAGAAGAAAUUGCAUAUUAUAUCGACAAUGUUAAAAAUUUUACAACAUUUGAAGAGUUUUGGAAAACUCAUCAAAUGGAGCUUCCAUGUCUCUCAGCACUUGUUCGAUCAUUCAAUAUUCGACCAGUCACAUCUGUUCCCAGCGAAAGUUUGUUCAACAUUGCUGCUUAUGUAAAUCAAAAACAACGUUCGUCGAUGUCUGCAAAGGCACUUCAAUAG
Rotaria sp. Silwood2 is the source of this 2964-nucleotide messenger RNA. Lineage: Eukaryota; Metazoa; Rotifera; Eurotatoria; Philodinida; Philodinidae. The record is from the annotation of a GenBank genome assembly.